Grammomys surdaster is the source of this 1943-nucleotide messenger RNA. Its product is annotated as acyl-CoA desaturase 4. The annotation marks the transcript as partial. Gene Ontology annotation, biological process: unsaturated fatty acid biosynthetic process; response to fatty acid. Gene Ontology annotation, cellular component: endoplasmic reticulum membrane. Gene Ontology annotation, molecular function: iron ion binding; stearoyl-CoA 9-desaturase activity; palmitoyl-CoA 9-desaturase activity. The transcript has 5 exons. The record is from RefSeq and is a predicted model, not a curated record. Lineage: Eukaryota; Metazoa; Chordata; Mammalia; Rodentia; Muridae.
UUGAAAAUCUCCAGUAAGUGUGGUGCUACCACCAUCAUGGAACCUCAUUCCUGGAGACAGCAGGAUGGAAAAGAGAAGAUGCCCCUCCAGGCAGAAGGCAUACGUCCUGAAAUAAAAGAUGAUCUAUAUGAUCCCACCUACCAGGAUGAGGAGGGGCCCCCGCCCAAGCUGGAGUACGUCUGGAGGAACAUCAUCUUCAUGGCCCUGCUGCACAUGGGAGCCCUGUACGGGAUCACACUGGUUCCCUCCUGCAAGGUCUACACCUGCCUCUUGGGAAUAUUCUACAACAUGGUUGCUGGUUUGGGCAUCACAGCCGGAGCUCAUCGCCUGUGGAGCCACAGAACGUACAAAGCACGGCUGCCCCUGCGGAUCUUCCUCAUCAUGGCCAACACCAUGGCGUUCCAGAAUGACGUGUAUGAAUGGGCCCGAGACCACCGCGCCCACCACAAGUUCUCAGAAACACACGCUGACCCUCACAAUUCCCGCCGGGGCUUUUUCUUCUCUCAUGUGGGUUGGCUGCUUGUGCGCAAACACCCGGCUGUCAAAGAGAAGGGAGGAAAACUGGACAUGUCUGACCUAAAAGCUGAGAAGCUGGUGAUGUUCCAGAGGAGGUACUACAAGCUAGCUGUCACACUCAUCUUCAUCGUCCUGCACACACUGGUACCCUGGUACUUCUGGGGUGAACCUUUUCUACACAGCUUAUGUGUCACUACUUUCCUGCGGUAUGCUAUACUUCUGAAUUUUACCUGGCUGGUGAACAGUGCUGCUCACCUCUACGGGAACCGGCCCUACGACAGGGGCAUUGGCGCCCGAGAGAAUCCCCUGGUUUCAAUGGCAUCUUUUGGCGAGGGUUUCCACAACUACCAUCACGUCUUCCCCUACGACUACUCUGUCAGUGAGUACCGCUGGCACAUCAACUUCACCACGUUCUUCAUUGACUGCAUGGCUGCCCUCGGCCUGGCUUACGACCGGAAGAGAGUGUCCAAGGCUGUUGUCUUAGCUAGGAUUAAAAGAACUGGAGACGGGAGCCACAAAAGUAGCUGAGUUUGGGAUCAUCUGGGUCUCUGUUCCAUAAACCAAUGGGGCCAACAUUUAAUGUUCUGUUAACUAUUGAAUAAUGCUACCAAAGCCAACUCUUGAACAUUAUUUUUGGUACAGGGGCUCUCUCUCUCUCUCUUUCUUUUUUUCUCUCUCUCUCUUUCUUUUUCUCUCUCCCUCCUUCCCUUCCUCCCUCCCUCUCUAUAAUCUAUUAAGACCAGGCUGGCCUAAAACUCACAGAGACCUUCCUACCUCUGCCUCCCAUUUGCUGGGAUUAAAGGGAUGUAUCACCAUGCCUACCUCUGCAAAGUAUUCUUGUCAAACAUUCAAGGCAACUCUCCUAAUGACCUCUCUGUCUUCCAGCCUCCAUCCCCCUACACUCUGUUCCUAUUAUGCUUGUCUUCUUUUUCUCCUUAGUUGCUUCUCUGAGAAGCAGCCACUGAGUGCUUGGUCCAUCUCCCAAAGGCUUCACAGACUUUCUGAUGUCUCAAAGUAAGGACCUUCAUCACAGACAGUUCUCUGUCUAGGUAUUUGCCCAAAGCUAGUGCUACAGCAAAACCUUUUUAGGAAAUAUCUUAUUAAUUGUCUUUAGUUCAUGGUUUUCUAAAAGAAAGGGGAAAAUAGCAUUUGUCAUAGAAGUGAUGAAACUGGCAAAUCCUUGGGUGGGAGAGCAUGCAGGGUGUGGCUCAGAAGCAGGGGUAGGAUCAAGGUAGGAUGUGAUGCAGUAGGAAAUACGUACCAAAUUAAGACCUCACACAGACAGAGCUCUGACACUGAGCAGGUAACGGCCAUUGAAUGUGGCUAUGCUAGAACACAAUGGAAUGUCUCUGAAACUCAGUAUGGUUCAGGCCGAUUAGUAGGAAAAGAAAUCUCUGUUUCUUCUUCUUCUUCUUCUUCUUCUUCUU